Symbiodinium sp. CCMP2456 is the source of this 357-nucleotide messenger RNA. Lineage: Eukaryota; Dinophyceae; Suessiales; Symbiodiniaceae. The record is from the annotation of a GenBank genome assembly.
AUGCUGCGCGAGAUAGCUCAGCGGCGUCACGCGCUAUGUCUGCGAGAAUACUUUUCCGAUGCCACGAACUUCACGCGACAAUCUCAGGACACGGCAAUCGCUCAGGCCGAUGCUUAUUUCAACCUCGGAGCCUUCGACUUUGACGAUGGCAAAAGAGUGGGCAUCUUUCAGCAUACAGAGCAAUUCUCCGACAUUGUACGUUUUUUGAACUCAUUUCUUUCCUUGCUUUUCCCGGGUGGCAGCUGGUCUUCUAUCUGUGUGAGCCACAAUGUUCGCGCGCUUUUACAUACAGAUGCAGGCAACCAACCGGGUAGCACCAACUUUUCUAUCUCACUGGGCAACUUUUGUGGUGGAUGA